AGUGGGAUGGAGCAGGACAGUGUAUGCAGCAGCAGUAGUCUGUGACUCUCAACCUACUAGCACAGCACACGGAAGGACAGAGCUUAGGAUCCUUAGCUGUCUGCAGUGAAAGUCUCCAGAAAUGUCCAGAUCACAGAGGAGUUUGAAGAAGGGCAGUGAUGCCCCGGGGCCAGUACCAGAAGGAGUCGUUCGGCUUUACAGCAUGAGAUUCUGCCCCUUUGCACAGAGAGCCAGGCUAGUCCUCCUUGUCAAGGCAAUAAGGCAUGAAGUUGUGAACAUUAAUUUACAGAGCAAGCCUGACUGGUAUUUUGAGAAAAAUCCUCUGGGACUGGUCCCUUGUCUUGAAACAUCUGAUGGUAAAAUACUAUAUGAAUCGGCCAUUGUGUGUGACUACCUCGAUGAAGCCUUUCCUGGAGUGAAGCUGACGCCGAAAGAUCCUUAUAUAAAGGCACAAGAGAAGAUUCUGCUGGAAUAUUUUUCCACGAUUCAUUCUGUGUUGUACAAGAUUUUGACUGCAAAGAAGAAUCAUAAAGAUACAACUGAAUUGAAGGCGCAGUUUUUGGAGAAGUUCACAAAACUUGAAGAGCUGUUUGCUAAAAGGAAGACUCCUUACUACAGUGGAGAAUCUGUUUCUAUGAUUGACUACAUGAUCUUGCCCUGGUUUGAGUGGUUAACCAUUUGUGAUGUUAAAACAUAUUUGGAGAAGACUCCACACAUCAAUGCCUGGUACAAUCUCAUGUUGCAGGACCCAGUCAGGAAGGAGACCUUUCCUGGACCAGAUGAUGUCUUAAACUUUUUCAAACUCUACUUUCAGGACAGCUUGGAAGCUGCUGAUUGUGGCCUUGAUUAGAUCACUUAUGCAUUAUGUGCAGGGCUGCCAUCAAAAAUUGAUGGGGGCUCAGAACUGACGGAUUCCCCCCCAGGGCAAAAUAAUGUGAAUUUUACCCAAUAUGAUUGUAAUGAUGUAAUAUUUUUACUAUUUCACUAUCUGCCUAUUCAGUUUUCAGUAUUUCAAUAUCUGCAUAUUCCAUUCCUAUCGGAUCCUUUCCGACGGAAAGAUCUGACAGGUCAGUUUUCAAUGCCUCGGCCAAACUCGACAGGUUUUGGUCGUUUCGACAAUAGUAACCCGACUUUUUUAAAAGUUCGAUUGACAUUGUCGGAAACGAGGCUAAAACCUGUUGAGUUUGGCCGCGCUUUCGACAAGAUACGUGGAUUCCAACAAUCCAUGUGUUUUCCGACAAGUCAGGAAUUUCCGACUUCUCGGAAAAAAAGAGCCGGCAUUGAAUAGGUUGGAACACCUUCCGACCUAAAACAGUCGGAAACUGCCGUCUUUCCGACAGGAAUUGAAUAUACCCCUAUGAUGUAGUUGACAUACAGUAUUCAAUAAAUAGUGACUACCAUAUUGUAUUAUUAAUUAUUAUACAUUUAUUAUAAAUGAGAAAAUAUAUAUUUUAUAUAUAUAUAUAUAUAUAUAUAUAUAUAUAUAUAUAUCAUAUAUAAAUUAUGUAGUCUCCCUAAUCCUAAAGGUUAAUGAUAUAAAGUGGCAUGUAGGAAGGCUUAGAGUCAUUAGUAAGUCAGAGGAGGAGAGGAUCCUGGGAUAGAUCAGAGGAGGCUGAUUACCAGCUACAAUUAAUUUGACAAUCUAUGUAGUGCAGAGAAAGUUUUGGGCCCCCUCUCUGUCAGGGCUCGAGACUGGAGUCCCAGCAGCCCUCCACCCCCGAUGGCAGCCCUGACUUUAUACUUUUGUGCCUUUCAAAUUAAACUUUUGAUCAGCAAGGUUUCUAGUAUUUGAUUUUAACUUCUGAAGGUUAUGUAAUAAAUACUUUUAAAUAUUAAAA
Pseudophryne corroboree (corroboree frog) is the source of this 1838-nucleotide messenger RNA. Its product is annotated as glutathione S-transferase omega-1-like. Bases 122 to 850 code for a protein of 242 amino acids. NCBI's taxonomy places the organism in Eukaryota, Metazoa, Chordata, Amphibia, Anura, Myobatrachidae. Gene Ontology annotation, cellular component: cytoplasm. Gene Ontology annotation, biological process: glutathione metabolic process. Gene Ontology annotation, molecular function: glutathione transferase activity; glutathione dehydrogenase (ascorbate) activity. The record is from RefSeq and is a predicted model, not a curated record. The transcript is spliced from 7 exons.